AUGAGUUGCAUGACACUCGUCAGAAUCGUGUUUAUUUUUAUAUUGUUGCAACAUUCGUUAGAAGCGACACGAAUAUCUAACUGUUACGUGAACAUUACUUCCCAAGAAAUUAACCCAACUCUUGCUGAUAAUAUCUACUAUGUUCAAAGAUCAAUAACAAUUGUCGAUUUUCUUGAAACGUUAUCCAUAUUGUUGAUUAUCAUUCAAACUUCGGAUGAUAUAGAACAAAUCAUAUACACUAUCUUGCGAGUUGGUUUACCUUCGAAGUCACAUCCUACGCUAAGUCGUGUGAUACCACCGUCGUCAAAAGAUGAUGAAUAUCCCAUGGUUGCUGUACAAUUACCAAUGAUGAACGAAAAGGAGUUUUGUAUUUCAAUGAUAACGUGUGCUUGUAAUUUACAGUGGCCAAAAGAUCGUUUGAUUAUUCAGGUACUGGACGAUUCGACGGAUGAGACAGUCAUGAAAAUGAUUGAUCUGUGUGUAGAAGAAUGGUCAAGUCGAGGGUUUCGAAUCGAUGUUGUUCGACGUGAAGAUCGACACGGUUUCAAAGCAGGAAACUUAAAAAAUGGUCUCGAGAAGAUUCAACAAUGUGAAUACAUUGCAUUAUUCGAUGUUGAUUUUCUACCCGAAAAGAACUUCCUAGUAAAGACAGUGCCUCUUCUUUUGCAAGAUCCGAAAGUGGCCUAUGCCCAAGCACGAUGGAUAUUCACCAAUGGAAAAGAGUCACUAUUAACACAAAUGCAAGAGAUUUCUCUCAAUCAUCAUCAUAAGUGCGAACAAGAAGUCAAAUAUCGCAUGCGUUCUUUUUUUCAAUUCAAUGGAUCUGCUUGUGUUUGGCGAACGAAAGCCAUUCACCAAUGUGGAGGUUGGCAUACAGACACUCUGGUCGAGGAUUUAGAUAUUUCUGUUCGAGCCUAUAUGAAUGGCUGGUAUGCUGCUUAUAUACUUGAUGUUAAAUGUUUGAACGAGUUGCCACCUACUUUCACGGCAUACCUCUCUCAACAAUACCGAUGGUUCAGUGGACCUGCGCAGGUUUUUCGAAAGUUAUUCACAGCUGUUCGUCGAACGUCCCACAUGAAUGUUUACCGAAAAUUGCAUUGUCUAUGGAUGAUUUGUCGGCCAUGUCUUUACAUUGUUCGUUUCGUUAUAUUUCUUCUGAAUAUAGCUAUCAAUGCUUGUUUACGAAAAACAGUCAAUGUGAACAUUUUUAUCACAUUUUUUCCAUUAAUUUUAGCCUCCAAUAUUUUAUUCUACACAUUUGAACAAAUCCAUUUGGUCAAAGUCUACUCCCUCUUUUGUAAUGCUAUGCUAUUUCAUCAUGCAAGUUCAGCGAUAGCAGGUUUUUUCAAUUUCAGUUCUGCUAGAAAAUGGAUUGUUACUCCAAAGUUUGGUAAUCCGAUGCGUAUGAAUGAUCAAGAACGAAAAAUUGCGGCUUGUCCAACUACCGACACCACGUGUUCAUAUCUCAAUCAGUAUAAUCAAAGUUUGCAUGUGGCUUGUGAUAGUUUGCAGUCAAUUUUUGACGCAAUUCGACACCAAAUCAACGGCCUGCAAAUUCAUAGAGGAUACUUAGCUAUGACUUUGUAUAUUCUUGUAUUUUCAUACAUCGCAUUCUUGAAUGAACAGUAUCUUAUAAGUUUAGAUUUGACGUUAAAUGCAUUGAUGUAUACUGUGUUUACUUUGGGCUAUUUGGGUAGAUCUGAAUAA
Molecule: messenger RNA, 1707 nt
Organism: Adineta ricciae
Lineage: Eukaryota; Metazoa; Rotifera; Eurotatoria; Adinetida; Adinetidae
Source: the annotation of a GenBank genome assembly